Cynara cardunculus var. scolymus (artichoke) is the source of this 2812-nucleotide messenger RNA. RefSeq names its product probable helicase MAGATAMA 3. The record is from RefSeq and is a predicted model, not a curated record. The transcript is spliced from 19 exons. Bases 26 to 2491 code for a protein of 821 amino acids. Gene Ontology annotation, molecular function: helicase activity. Lineage: Eukaryota; Viridiplantae; Streptophyta; Magnoliopsida; Asterales; Asteraceae.
ACCCUUUCUACCGCCUAAAACCCUGAUGGCCAUAGACAGGAAUCUGAUCGAAGAAGAAGGAUGCCUCCACCGUUUCUACAAAAUUGUUCUUGGCUGGGACUAUCUACGUCUUCUCAAAGAAUCCUCCAAAAAGAGCAAAAAUACUGUGAAUGAAAAGAAUUUGGGGUUGAAACACGUAAAGGACACGUAUAAAGAUGUAGAUGAUUACCUUGGCACAUUUGAGCCACUCUUAUUUGAAGAAGUUAAAGCUCAGAUCGUACAAGGCAAAAAUGAGGAAGAAGAAACGGAGUGGAAGAUGGGUAUGGUAAUACAAUGUCAUGAAACCGAUGGGUUUCAUUUACCAGAGAUAUUUGGUGAAGACUGGGGAUCUGUAUCACAGAACGACUUGUUGCUGCUCACGAAAAAGAAGUUUGGAGAUGAUAACGAACUUCCCACCACAUAUGCAUUUGCAUUGGUUGAGCAUCGUCUACCAGAUAAGAUAAGACUCAGAAUGCAAUUAGAUGGAGAAAUAAAGAGAGUAGAUACAGAUGAGUCCAGUUCUUCCAAAAGGCUGUUGAAAAUGCGGUCUCUUAUUGUCGAACAAAACAAAACUUGGAGCAUAAUGAAGAUUUGCAGUUUAUCAACCAUAGCACGUGAGUAUGUAGCUCUGCGUUCAAUUAGCAGCUUGCCAUACAAGGAUUUGAUUUUAACAGCCGCUGAUAGCAUUCAGAAUUCUGAAGAUCAGGCGUGGAAAAUUUCUAAGCCUCUUAUGGAAUUUAUCCAAACUAACCACAACACAACACAGCUGGAAGCUAUACGUGCAGGUCUUUCACGCAGAAAGUUUGUCCUGAUUCAGGGUCCGCCAGGAACAGGAAAAACACAAACAAUUCUUGGGCUUCUUAGUGCCAUACUGCACGCAACUCCCGCACGCAUACAUGCUAAGGGCAAAAUAAAUGAAAUAAAACGUGGGCCAGAUUUACACAUCCAAGACAAAAACAAUCACUGGGGAAAAGCUUCUCCAUGGUUAUAUGGCAUUAAUCCUAGAGAUGCAAAGAUGCCUAAAGAUGGUGAUGAUGGUUUUUUUCCCACUACUGGUAGUGAGCUGAAACCAGAAGUCGUUAAUUCUAGUCGCAAAUAUCGCGUCCGUGUUCUGGUGUGUGCUCCAUCAAACUCCGCACUUGACGAGAUUGUGUUGCGGCUUUUAAGCACUGGCAUUCGAGAUGAAAAUGACCGAGCAUACACUCCUAAAAUUGUUCGGAUUGGCCUCAAGGCACAUCAUUCUGUCCAAGCUGUUUCUAUGGAUUACCUAGUGGAACAAAAACUUGCAGGCAUGGAUUUCCAAACUGCUGAUAAACAGAAGCAUGGAGGUGGUGCUAGGGACAGAGAUACAAUCCGUGCUUCAAUCAUGGAUGAAUCGGCAAUUGUAUGCAUUUUUAGCUUUAUGAUGAAGCUGCUCAAGCAGUGGAACCUGCAACACUUGUCCCUUUGGCCAGUGGAUGCAAACAAGUGUUCUUGGUUGGUGAUCCUGUUCAGUUGCCAGCAACUGUUAUUUCUCCUGUUGCCGAGAAGUUUGGGUAAGAACUUAAUGAGCUGUUUAAAAGGUCAGGUUCCAGAUUCUGACAUUCUUUAUCUGUACAACAGUUACAGUAUGAGCUUGUUUAAAAGGUUUCAAAAGGCUGGAUAUCCCGUACAGAUGCUGAAGACACAAUACAGGAUGCAUCCCGAGAUUAGAAGCUUCCCUUCGAAAGAAUUCUACAAUGGAGAAUUGGAAGAUGGAGCGGAUAUUAGAGACAGGACAAAGCGUUUGUGGCAUAAAUACCGUUGUUUUGGACCUUUUUGUUUUUUUGAUAUACAUGAAGGGCAAGAAACACAACCUUCAGGGAGCGGAUCAUGGGAAAAUGUUGAUGAGGUUGACUUUAGCUUGCUAAUGUAUCAUAAAUUAGUCAGUAGUUAUCCAGAGCUGAAGUCAAGUUCUCGGCUUGCAAUUAUAUCCCCGUACAGACAUCAAGUGAAGCUCUUUCGUAGUAGGUUUAAGGAGACAUUUGGGAUAGAUUCAGAGAAAGUUGUGGACAUCAACACCGUGGAUGGUUUCCAGGGCCGAGAAAAGGAUGUUGCAAUAUUUUCAUGUGUUAGGGCAAGCAAAGAGAGAGGCAUUGGAUUUGUUGCUGAUUUUCGGCGAAUGAAUGUUGGUAUAACCAGAGCAAGGGCUUCUGUGCUGGUGGUUGGUGCAGCUGAUGCACUGAGAAAAGAUGAGCACUGGAAAAACCUGAUUGAAAGUGCAGAGGAGAGAAAUUUUCUAUUCAAGGUUUCUAAGCCCUACACUGAAUUCUUCAGUGACAAUAGCCUCACAUCCAUGAUGGCAGAGGAGGCCAUGCCAGAGGGAUUGGGCCCAGAUGACAUGGACACUGAUGCACUGGGUUAUGAUCUUGCCGUUGAUGCUGAUCAAGCUCCAGUCGACGAUGAUUAUGGAGAUGAUGUUGGCGGAGGAGACGAUGGAGGCAUGGAUGACUAAAAGCUAAAAAAAUUAUUGGGUGCAUGAUUCGGUUCAAUCAAUUAUACAUAACCCAUCAUGCUAUAAGUUCUCAGUUUACAUCAAAUAGUACUAGAAAUUCAUGUAUCUUGGUAGCAGUCUGGAAAAGAAAAAAAAGAAGACUGAAAAUAUGUAGGGAAAUAGGAAAAUUAUUGUACAAUGAUGUUGGUAUCCAAGUGAAGAUUACUAUAUAAUUCUAGGUUUAGCCAACUGUAAAUUCUUGCUGAAGUUUGUCUUAUUUUUGUUCUAGAGAUAUUUGGUUGUGCUUGUUAACUACAAAUAACACAAAUGUCUAAAAUGUAA